This is a messenger RNA of Moneuplotes crassus, 1003 nucleotides long. Lineage: Eukaryota; Ciliophora; Spirotrichea; Euplotida; Euplotidae. The record is from the annotation of a GenBank genome assembly.
AUGAACAAGUCUGCAUUUACAGAUGUCGUACAGGAGAGGAAAAGAGCUGCGAAUGAACUCAAGGACCAGGAUGAUCUGCUUAAGCAACAAAUUAAGCAUUUGAGCCCCAAGACCAGGAGGAAGGAGCUGAACAAAAUUUAUUGUAGGAAUCGGAGGCGGAACCAGAAGGAUUAUAUCUUAGGGCUUGAGAACAGGAUUGGUGACCUAGAAGCUGAAGUCGCUAAACUUCAGGAUAUAAUCCGUACCAAGAUACCUCUAUUCUCGAACCCUAGUAUGGUCACUUCUCGUACUGUGAAGACGAAGGAGUUCAAAUUGAUGGAGAAUGAUAAGUCUUUAAAGGUGAUCGACGACCUAAAAGAGGUAGACGAAAGUGAGAAAAUACAGUCUUCACUCAACAAGAUUAAUAAGUCAUGAGGAACAGGGAGUGACCCACGUAAGAACAUCAUCAACUCUGCCAUCAGGGAUAUCAUUAAUAACAUGGUGUCCUCCCGUACCAGGGUCUUGCUCCGAAUGAUUGACAAAGGUACCAAUGCAUCAAUGGAUGAUUAUAAACGUCUGUUCGUGAUGAAUAUAAAUGACUUUGAAAAUGAGAUGAAGAACUCGAAAUACGGUGAUAUGAAUACAAACAUAAGUUCCAAGAGUUAGCACAUGACCUCAUCAAGCUACGAAAUAAGAUAUUCAACACUCAGAUGGAAUGGAAGAAGAUCGAUAACCCUAAGAAAGCAGGUCUGGAGCCAAGGAAUGUUGCUAAAUUUCUGGAAUACAGCAAAUCUUUAGAAGACAAAGAUGAUUAUAGCAUUUAUAAAUUAUUUAAAAUUGGUAGAAAAAUACCAGCCAGUAAGAAAGUCUACUAUGACUCUACAGAGAUGACAGAUAUGUAUCGCAAAGAGGAAAUCGAGCUUACUGAUUCUGACAUGGAAGGAGAUUCCAAGCUUUACAAUACAGAUAUUGUUUCUAACUAAGGUAAUUCUGCCUGUAGUAAAUCUAUAAAUUAGAAAAUUCA